UGCUGUGUGGACGAGGAGCACGGAGGGACAGAAUGCCACGCUGAUAAACGUGUGUUUGCAUGAGUGCAAGUUUGCAUCCCCUGCAUCUAUGGCUGAAAAUCCAGAAGACCCCCUGGCGCUAUUGGAGAUACUUGAGGUUUUGGGGGCCUGCCGUCAGAGUGUGUCCUACGCUGAUAUCUGCGUGUAUCUAAGUGGACGCUUCAGUCUGCAACCCCUUCUAGACUUACGGAGUCUCCUCUAUUCCACCGCCUGUAGAGAUCCCUGUUUCCCGGCCACCCUGUUCCGAGAGCGCCUGCACCCGCCCUGCAGCAACCGGCUCUCUGCGGCCGCAGAUGUUGUGUCUCUGUUCAACCUCUUAAUGCACACACGCAUGGCCCCUACAUACACGAAUGUUCAGUCUCUGACACCCUGUCAGGUCUGUGGGAAGGGAUUCGUGCGUUAUGACUGGCCGGCCGCCUUGCCCGUCACAGGAGGAGGGAGUGUCUCUGCGGACUGUAAAUAUGAGAACCUCCCUUGUGAGGCAUUCAGUCUUAACGCAGAGGCUUCCCGCACGCAGACCGCCUCUGAAUUGCUUGCUUACCCUCACUCUUACGUCCAAGGCAGCAUGCAGGAUACUCAUUCUGUGGAUGCGUCCGGUGAUGUUCUCAAUCAGGAGGCAGGGAAGACGUCGGCGGCCAAUCAGGAAGCCCAUUUUGCUCGUUCCUGCUCUCAGAAGAGGAGUGCAUUUAAAGGGGGCCACAAGUUGGUGCCACUUAUCUCCGUGGAACACGUUGGCCAAUCAGAGCAAAGCCCAAGAGAGGAUGGUGAGGAUGUGCAUUAUAUUUCUCAAAAGAACCCCUAUCCAGACCCCGCAACAUAUGCCAACUCAAAUUCGCUGUGUCUGCAUGAUCCGUCAUACAUCUAUGCAUCACAAUCCUUUGAUGCGUCAACACAUUCGAACGCAUCGGAUGCAUACGACGACACUGACGCUUCGAACCCGUACAGUCCUGAUCAGAUUCACUGGCAUCAGAAAAAGCAUGAGAGUUUGGAUGAACUACAAACAUCUACCUACUUCGGGCCUUCGGUCUCCUUCGAAAAGCAGCAGACCCCAGCUCUGCACAUCAAGAGCCACAGCUUGGACAUCGAUAGCAGAACUGCCGAUGAAAGAUCUGAACAAGAACCCUCCGGGCUGCAGAAGCCCAAAUCGGAGCGGUCUGUGUUGGAAAUGUCUGGAUUGAGAAAACCAGGAGUUUUUCAACUAAGUUUCGACGGCUCGAGCCUUGACAUUCCCGGCUUUGACCCUCGCAUCAUCAGCUCUGUUCGGGACACCUUCAAGCGCUUGAGCGGCAUGAGUUUGGAUGCCUGGUACGACUGGUCACCGACCGCGGAGGGGGUGGCUAACGCGGGCACCCAAACGGAAACUACGGACCGGCGUGCUUUGCGAAGCCUCAUGCUUAGCGAAAGGCUCUCCAUUGACAACCCCGACAUUGGUGAGGACGACAUCAGCGCUAUCUUCCGGUUCCUGGAUGAUAUCAGCAUGUGUGGCUCCAUGGCGGUCCUGCCAGGGGAAGGGGGUGGAGGUGCCCAAGAUGGGGGGGGAGUCGGUCUGCCGGAGAGGCGUGAACGCUUGGGAAAAUUGCGCCGGUUGUUUCACUCUAUGGAAGCACCUGAGGAGGGCGUGCGAUGGGGCGUGGGCCGCCUGCUCCAACGGGUCGCAGAGCUGGAGCAACAGCUGGAGCCCAUCGCAGAGCUACGGAAUCAACUUGAUCUUGUGCUCUCCACGCUGGACCGACUUGAACAGCGCGAGCCGUCCGUGUGCCCACACCCUCAUCAAAUACAGUACCUGCACCCCACUCCGCAGACCAGUAUACAGUCACAGGGAUCUCCGAGGGUCAGCCUGGGGACUGAGGGGUCCAAUGAGGCUGCGGCCAAGCGUAGACGCCUUUUUGUUCGCAGGGCGUCCAAAGCUCCCACGGAAAGCAGCUCUUGCUCUGAAGCUCACAGAGAGUGGAGCAUCAGCUUCACCAAAGAGCAACAGAUACAGCCUUCCAAGUCAGAUCAGUUGAGUGUCGUCUAUAAAAAGGAAGCCCCUGAAUACCUCAUGCCACCUGAAGCGCACAGAACCUCGCGGCGUACAUCUCUCCAGAGCACCACCCAGACUUCCAAUGACCGCCCCAAAGUCACCUGGAACCAAUCAGACUUAACACCUUUGGACCUUCAGGCCCCAGAGUCAUUGGAGUUCUGGACGGAUGAGAUUUACACGCCUGCCUCGGACACGCUCCUGCGGCGUUCACAUUCUUACAGCCGCUGCAACAGAAACCAGGCCUACCGCAUCGCCGCCCUCAGCAUCACUGCCACUAUCAUCCUCAUUCUCAUCAUCGUCAUUCCAGUCAGCACUGUGUAAUGUACUUACAGUCACAUGAUAUAAACACACUGAUCAGCUUCAUUUUUUAAAGGCCAAAACAUAAUCGGCGCAUGUACGCGAAUGCACACCCUUCCAGCUACGCAAGGUUGACUGUUAAACUCACUGCAACACAAGAAUGAACAUGUUCAAACCAUGCGUGAGUCAGAACUUUCGUGUGUCCUACUUGCGUUAAGUGUUUUUUUAAUCCAAUACAUGAAAAUGGCACGUAAAAUGUUAAGAAUGUCAAGCAUGAUUUUGUAAUCAACAAGCAUGGCGGAUCGGCCCCACAUGCUGAAUAAUAUUUUGCUUUUCAAAACAAAU
Molecule: messenger RNA, 2704 nt
Organism: Triplophysa dalaica
Lineage: Eukaryota; Metazoa; Chordata; Actinopteri; Cypriniformes; Nemacheilidae
Gene: minar1l
Product: major intrinsically disordered Notch2-binding receptor 1
Exons: 3
Coding region: 89-2383 (764 amino acids)
Biological process (GO): negative regulation of cell population proliferation; negative regulation of TOR signaling
Cellular component (GO): plasma membrane
Source: RefSeq, a predicted model, not a curated record